This is a messenger RNA of Gallus gallus (chicken), 17527 nucleotides long. It is a transcript of the gene TUSC3, whose product is annotated as tumor suppressor candidate 3. Gene Ontology annotation, cellular component: oligosaccharyltransferase complex. Bases 15987 to 17258 code for a protein of 423 amino acids. Lineage: Eukaryota; Metazoa; Chordata; Aves; Galliformes; Phasianidae. The transcript is spliced from 15 exons. The record is from RefSeq and is a predicted model, not a curated record.
CUCUUCCUGAAGAUUGCUUCUCUUGGAGUUCCCCCCUCCCGUAAGCUUACAACUUGGGUGAGCAUUUUCAUUUGUUCCUGAUUGUCCUUUCCAAGCUAUAAAUGAGACAGUUAAUGAACUGGAAGCAUUCUUCUGGAAUUACUGUCAGCUGUGAAGAAUAUGGUAACACUUAUGGAACUGCUCCCAAUAGUGAUUUCAAGACCUGCUUCUGAGUGAACAGAAUGUAUCUUAUCCUGUAAGAAAAAUGGGAUAUAGCUUCUAUAUAUCAUACUGUAAGUGGAGACUUGUAUAAUGAAGAGUAGAAUACAAUUCAGUAGUUUCUUAAUUGUGAGGAGAUAAAAUAUAUGGAAGAAAAUGGGUAGGGGAAGUUGAUAUUCUUAUCCAUCUAUGUUGCAGGUUUCUUUUAAAAUGUAAGCCAUCUUUUUUUACCUCAGAGAAACGUCUGUUUUCUUGGAGCUAGGAGGACAGCUUAUUCAUUUAUAGUCAUACUAUCUCAGAGCUUACUAAGGACAAUUUCUGUGAUAAAAAAGGCUUCAGCACCUCAGUUACUCUAUUCUAUCUUUAACUGCAAAUACUUCACUUUAGCUUUUCUUAGAGCAGUUACUGAAGUGCUACUGUAAUAGUGUAUAUAUAUGUCAUACAUGUAAGACUUUUUUUUAUUCUGGUGAACACUGGUAAAAUGUUAAAUGUAAGAAUAUAUUUUCUGAUUGUUCUUUGUUACAUAGGGAGGAUUUAUUCUGAUUUUACUUCUGUGAGCUUGUAUCAGAGUCUUAUAAUCUAAAAUGGAAUUCUGUGUUUUCAAAUGAAGGAAAUCACUGUUUUUUCCUUCCCCCUCUUUUUUUUUUUUCUUGAGGAUCUUCCAAUGUUUUUUUAACAAGAACUAUUCAUGUAGUUAUUGUCUAGAAUCUGUAGGGUUAAGAACAGGGACAAAAUGAAGAGAUACCUGCUCUAACAGGAUUCUAAGAGAAAAUAAUAUUUUCUUCAUGAAAAUACACACAUUUUUGCACAGAUUACAGUACAUGGAGUAAGAAGAUAAGAGGAUAGCAAACAACUGAGAAAAAAUUAACUCCUGCAGUUCCCAGCACUUUUCUGUCUGCCCUCACUAAACAUCUGGUUAUGAUGAAAUUGGUUAUGAGAUAAACAAAAUGUCUAUGCCCUUUAUAAGUAGCAAGAGGGUAUUUGCAUGGCAUCCGAACUUCUCAUACUGUUAAGAGAAAUGGUACUAAAGGUUUAUGCUGCAGGACUGCCGAAAGAUAGUAUAGGAGACAAUUUAAUCAUUUUGAAAACUUGGAUGGAUGGAUGGAUCAGUCCUUUGCAUAGAAGACUUCAAACAUACACACACAAUUAUACAUGUAUGUAUAUAUGCAAACAAUGCAAAUGCAGUGCUCUUGGGUAUGUGAGAUCCUGUAUCUCAGGUAAUAUAACCUCCUUCUCAGUUAUUCAUCAACAAAGUUGUUAUUAAUCUCCACAAAAGCAUUUCUACUGCAGAAACAUUGGAUAUUAAGCCUCUUUAGCUAUGGUGCUGUAUCUGACUAGAUUUAAUGCAUCUUCCCUGCUCCAUUAUCCUUCAAAUGUGGUAUGCUCCAGAAUGCCGUACUCUUUCACAUAAACUCAAAAACUUGAAUUUACAGUAUCCCCUAUUCUUGCUUAUGUUUUAUUUUGUAUAGUUCUUUACACUUAACCUCUUAUUUUCAUACCUGGUGCUGAGUUUAUCUUCCAGUGCCUGUAUGCUGAAAAGUUAAAUGUUAACUAGUUUAGUUCAUUAUAUCGUCUUAUCAUCGCUCUGUGUUUUCAUGCACCAUCAGCUUUCCUGCAGGAUAUUUUUCUAUUGUACAGUUUGUUUCAGAAUUGUUUCUUUUUUUCUUGUAUGAAGGACUCAUGUAAGAACAAUACAUGUGGGAGGAGAAGAGGAAUGGCUUACAACUUAUGUUAUAUACAUAUGAAAUUUAUAUUUAUAUUCAACAGAACAUUGUACUUCCUAGAAGGUACAUCUGUAUUGCCCUUGAGUCUAUCAGCUACUACAUAUUGGUAAGAUCAGAAUGUUGUUGAGUUUCUUUACUGAAAGAGACAGGUACGUUUUCAAGUCAAGCCCUAGGGUAUUACUUUGCGUUCAGUGCAAAAUAGACCUGUGUGAUCUGUAAUCAUUAUUUCUACUGUCCCUUGCCUUCUGUGUAACCUUUCCCCUCUGUGGCCAAGCAAUCUUCUUGUGAAAGACGUGAGGAGUUUCCAGUGUUGUAAUUGUAUGCAUAACCUUCAUGGAUAUUCUAUUAUAUGUCAGUCUCUGAUUUAGAUAUACCCCACCAAUAUUUUUUUCUCUUGUAAUCUCUGUUAAUAUUUGGUUUUCACCUACUAUGAGCUGGCAUUGCUGUUUUCCUGGCAUAAAUAUAUUUAUACUCUGUUGGAAUUCCUUAUUAAUAGCAUGCCUGUUUUUUUUUCAGUUUUUCACAUUUAAAACGCUGACUUUUAAACACGUUUUUGGAUGUUCAUCUACUUUACCUGUUUUUUCACACUUUCAAAAUGUUAUUUGUUUUUCUAUUUAUUUUCAGACAUGAGAACUGUUUGUUUGUUGAUUAGGUAUAUUGUUGCUUCUGUGGUAGACCAAACCUUUCUUAAAAUCACAGAUGUGAAUUUUGUUCAUGUUUAAAUAUAAACAGAACUUGAGGACUGCUUCAUAUGCUCUAGAAAUAUUUACUCGUCCCAGUAAACGAAUCUCACCAACAGUUUCUGGACUUCAGAGAAUUUAUUUCCAACAUUAUCCUGGCUGAAUUAAUUUUAUACUUACUACAAAUGCAGCUGUCAUUUUCUCACUUUAUCAUUAAACUCAGGUGUUCUGACAUCUCCAAUUUAAUUACAAAAAUGCAUGUCACGUGCACUCUUAUCUUUCUUGCUGACAAUAAUUUUUAUCUCUUUAGCUGGCAUAUUGUACUAAAUGUCUUUUCACUUUUUUUCCAAUAACAUUAGUCUGGUAACAAAAUCUAUCUCCAUAAGCUUGCGUUUCAUGAGUCAUUCUAUAUGCAAAAGAAGUAAUCUUGACUUUCGUGGAAGACAAGCUCCAAUCAUUCGUUCCUAACAACCAAGUUUUAGCAGAUUUGUGUUACUUCUGCAUUUUUAGGACUGUCGUACUUUAGUAUUUGUCUUUGGAUACUUUGAAGAUUUAGGUGCUGUGAUUGUUAGUUCUUCUUGUGAUUAUGAUCUCUUUUUUACUAGUCAAAAAAAACCUGUAGGAAUAUUUCCUUUCCUCUUGCUGUAUAUUUUCCAUUUGAACUAAAAUUAAGGAGUGCUGUCGAGGAAUAGCAGUAGAUCAAUGACUUAAAAGUUAAGGAAAGCUGGAUGAUAACUCCAUUGAAUAGUUCUGGGAGAAAUAUAACAGGGAAAAUCAUCUUAAAAAAGAAGUUUCCUAGUAAACACCUGCCAUUUCCUACAGCAGACCUGUCAGCAAACUACACCAUAGCUGGAAUAGAGAGUAGAGGGCAGGAAACUCUGGAAUUUACUUUUUUUCAGCCGCUUGGAUCUAAAGAAUAUCUGCUUGAAUUAAAUGUGAUGAAUCUACUCCUUCUGAAAAGAUGUUUCUCAAAAGAAACAUGCACAGGAAAAACACCUGAUUGUAUCUUGGUCAUGAAAUGAGUACUUUCUGGAUACAAAAGGAGUGGAGAAAUAGAAGAACACAUGGAAAGUAUGCAACAGAAAGGCUGAAUAUGCUUGUAAUAUGGUUUAGAGUGUGCUCAUUGGCAGCCAACCUUGACCACACUGUGAAACAGAGUGCAAUACAAUGUGAUCUCCGUUCCAUAACUGCAGGCAGAGAACAACAGAAAAAGGCACUUCUCAUAUGAAAUUCAGGGAGGUAUAAUGAAUACUAUUUAUAAGGGCAGAAUUACAAGAUUAUUGCAAUAUAUGCUGUUUGAACUCUGCAGCUUGAAGGUAGACAAAUCUAUAGAAUGCUUAAAAUUGGGCAAUGUGUGCUGGGGUAUGCUUGAAUGCCAAGAAGUUUAAAUGCAUGUAUUUUCCAUUUUGAUGUGGUCAUGCCCGUAGUUGUGGGAAUACAACAAAAUCUAUUCAGAGCAGAAGCUGUGGAGCAAGAUAAACAGCAUGAGAACCAAGGACACCUUUAGAAGAAGAGAAAAAGCAAAAGAAAUGACUCAUGGCUCUGAUUGGAUAAGCACCCGCAUGCACGGAUAAGGAGUGUUUGUAGAAUACUCUGUUGUCAAGUAAAGGUGGAUGGGAAAGUUGUAAGGGCAGAUGGGAAAGCUAAAAAAAAAAAAAAAAAAAAAAAAAGGAAACUUGUGAAUGUAUAUAAGUAAUGUGAGAACUUGUAAUAAAUGAUUUGGAUCGUUCACAUUUGAGUCCAUGCAUCAGAUGCUGCACAUAGUAACUGCACUGUAUCUUCGUCAAAUAUGUAAAUUAAUUCCUGUAAUUUUCAUAACUAUUAUUGUGCUAUACCUUUAUUCCCAUCUGUAAAAAAGUCAUAAUUUACCUGUCAGUGUAUGGAGAUGACUUCUUCCCAUCUCUAACUUUCCAAAGGACUGUAGUUUUGUUGCCUGUUGGGAAAAGACCUGAAGUUCACUGUAAUUAACUCUUAGAUCCCUUAUGUCGUGUAGCUUUCUUACUUCUUCUGGAAUGGACACUAAUAUGGAAUUAUUGACAGCUAAAGCUUCAGAAAGCAGUGUAAAUGAAUUUUGAAAGAAAAUUGGUGCAUAUGAGAGAAUGUAAGUUAGGUUGAAUGUGUCUGACAUGCACAAAAACAAUCUCUUCUGAGCUUCUUAUCAAGAAGAAAUCUGCUACUUGCUUUACAAAAAAGAAAAGCAAAUGUUCAUUGCAAUUGAAGUAGAACUUGGAAGUGAAGAAUUCAGCUUAUGAGAAAAGUCCUGUUUUUAGGGGGAGACUCUCUCUGAACUAAAUUUAGUUUUCUCAGUCUUUUCAAAUUUUCCAUACAGAUUGAUGGUACAAUGAAGCCUAAGAGGUUUGUUUGUUGGCUUGUUUUUUUAAACAAACAAACUUUGAAAUGCAAUUAUUCCAUAAACAUAUAAAAAUAAAACAUAUACAUAAAAUAAAAAGCAUUGCAGUCCUACUGUUCUAUAGACAAAACAAAGUUUAAGUAAUAUUUUAAUGCAUUAGGACAAAUUAUUAUCCUUAGUGCCUUUAAAGUAUGUGAUAAUAAUUGCUUUCUGAUGAGACCGUAACUGAUGUCAGCUACAUAUCCAAAGUUUAUGCCCAACUGUUCUAUGAUUCCUAUGGCAGAUCCAUUUUACCUUCUUACAGUGGGUGUCUGUCUAACUCUGGAUGGAAACAUGCCUGACGUUCAACAAUUGGAUAAAGUGGAUGAGGUUUUGAAAUUCAUUUAAAGCACUUUGAUUUACAUUGGGCUUGCACACACUUUGGUUGUAAGUCAGGUUUGGAGUGAAAUGUAGGCUCAGGCCUGCACUGUUACAUCCACUGCAGCUGUAAGUUAGCAGCUUUACUCUGUAUACUUUUCCUCCUGGUUAGUUUGUUCUCAUCUUUUUUGUUGUUGUUCAUACUGAUAAACUGGUAAGCUCUUCUGAAAGUGAAUCCCCUGUUAGCUUUGUAGCUCCUGUGCCAGUUUCUUGUUAGCUUUGCUGCUUGUACUUCUGGAACUGAUUUGCAUUCCCUAAGCCAGAGCUGAAUCUCUUUGCUCUGAGUGCUUACUACUGCAUGGAUAUGCAUUUUUAAACAAUUAGCUGAGGAAUCCUACCCAUAGAACUUAACACAGGUUGAAGACAUUUUACAUAAACUGAUGUUUAAAUGGCUUUAAAACCAACUGCAAUUUUUUUUUCUGAUUUAUCUUUUCAUCUGGGAAUAGACAAGACAUAUGUUUAUGACUUUUAAAAUUAAUGCUCAGCUCUAAUUCUAGCAUCAUAUUUUUGAGACUUUAGUGAUGCAUGACUCUCUCCUCCAGAUGACAAAGCUUAGCUCCUUGUACUUGAGUCAUUUACUACCUUUGAUCAUUACAGUUACCAUUCUUUUGUAGCAUCUCUUCAGUAUUGUAAUUUUCAUUUAUUAGGAAAAAAAAAAACAUAUAUAAGAUGAUAUCACAGAGAUCUACCUCACAAGAGAAACUCUUAGCUAGAAUGUCCUUUCAUUGCAUCAGUGCUGAGAUGCUGUUGGUGGAAUAUUUGAUAGGCUAUUUGAAGACAGUAACAGCUUACAUAACAACUGAAUGUGAAAUUCAUUGUGUUCAAGCAAUAGCUAGGCUACUACACAGAAGAGCUAUUCGGCAUUCCUUUUGGUGCUCAUUUUAUAAUAUGAACAGAUUAGUGUAUUGGACUACAUAUAAAUAGUGUUUCUUAUAUUUCCAUGUGUAUUAGAUAAUAUACUAGGAGAAUAUAAUCUGUUGUGAUUAGAUUAAUUAGACUACUGGGAUUCAUUUUUCAAGAGAAUCUAUCAUUUUCAUGCUCAUAUAAACUUACAUUGUGACUGAGCCAUCAUAUUAAUAUAGAGCAGAAGAGCACUUUCAGUUUAUAUUUUUUGACUAUCCCUUAAUUGGGAUGGAUGAUUCAAUUUAAGAUUCCCAGGAAAGCACUUAGUAAAAAGUGUAUUUUUUAAAAUUUGUCAUAAUAAUGAUAUAUGAGCAUGACAUGACACUUAUCUUGAGUUCAGUCAAGAAAUGAAUAGUUGUUUGUUUAAUAAUUAAGUCUAAGUCCUUGCUUAUGUACUAAAAGGUUAUUGUAAGACUUCUGAAGUUUUGCACUUUUGCUUAUUGAUUUUUCACAUUGUACAGUGAUAUGUUCAUCUCCUGACAUAAGAUUCAUUGUUCAUCUUUUAAUUAAAUUGGUAAAGAAUAGUGAAGGAUACUAGAUUGUGAGAAUUUCAAUUACAUUUUCCUAAUUUCAAUCUGAUUUAAAAACAUUUGAUGUAAAAUUUGAUUUGAAGACUAUGAAAAGUAUAUUUACUUUGGGUUUUAAUCCCAAAGCAAGUUUUUGUACUGUGAGCAUUUCAUUUUUAUCUUUAGAUGUUAGAUAUCUAUCCAAGUGUUUAUAUGUUUUUAAUAUAUAAUCUUACAUAAAAACCAUUUAUGGGCAGAAAUAGAGAAAAUAAGCUCAGUUACUUUGGUACCAGGCAGAUGUUCCCAGCUGUAAUUGUUUCAUUCAAGUACUUUUAUCUGUUGAUGUUAGUAAUUGUCACAAUGUAAAUGGUAAGUGUAGAAUUUCCUUUGCCUAUGCUACUUUUUAUCAGUAACAGAGAUCUCACCAACUUAAACAUAUUGUUUCUGCAAGACUGGUCAUCACAUUCCCAUCAUGAGAAGUCUUCCCAUUGACUUGAGUUUUGGAAAAUGAAGGAACCAAAGUUGUGCCUUCCUCUUUGUUCAAGAUCAUCAUAAUAAAAUCUUUGUUUUGUCACCGCUUUUGGUCUCUAGAUUCCACAUACACCACAGCAUAUAUAUAAACAUCAGUUUCUUAGCAAGAGACAUGUAAGCAGCACUCAGCAAACAAACAUAUCUAAGAAGUUCUGUGGGCUGAAGAAAAUUUUUAACAAAUUUUGACUACAACCUCAGUGAAACAAAACAAGUUCAACAUCUGUGUAACUAAAUAUGCAUUUUUACACAUUUCUGAUUCAGUUUGUGUCAGGAAUAAUUUGUAUUGAUGUAAUGUUUCGGUUGUUUUUAGAAAUAAUUCAAGCAAGUCAUUCUAUGUUGCAAAAAUAUCCUUGAGCUGAAAGACAUCCUUUCAGUUUAUACGGUUAACUUUUCACAGAAAACUGCAGAUUUUUUUCAAUGUUUGAAAGUUAAGAGCUGCGAAAAUAAGACUUAAAUUGUCCAUUAAUGAAACAAAACAAAAAUCAAGGUAACAGCCAUGACCAGACUGAGAGUUUGUGCAUUAAAAUUAGGGACCAGAACAAUAAAAACAUCUACAUAUACCUAUUGACUGUGAUCAUGUUAUAUUAUUCUCUUGAAUUAAUAGUAUGAAUUUCCUUAACAUUCACUGAAUGUUAAGGAAUGUGAGCUUAGAGCUCACAUUACACGUUACCCAUUAUUCUGGUUUAAACUGUAUUUUAUGAAAUGUACAUACUAUAAUUAGAUACAAUAUUCCAAUUCUGGUCUCUCUAGUUUCUAGAAAAGCAUUAAUGCUGUCCUAAUUCAAUUUUAUAUGUCUUUGUUUGUGCAUGGAAGAAUUGUGUCAGAGAAUCACCACACAGCAAUGAGAGGUUAUGUUAAAUGAGUUUCUAACAAAACCCCUAGGUCACAUUAACUGUAUUUUAGCAUUCUCUAACUGCACCCUAAAUCUAUUGCUUUUAUGUUUGGCUUUCAUUUAUUGAUGUUAGAAUGGUGUAAACGAAGUUAAUAAAAAAAUGUAAAUGAUGUGUUUUUAAAAUGCAAGAAGAUGCAGAAUGAAGCUUCUAAACAGCAAGGAUUUCCUCCCACAAUGUGAAGUUGAUUCUGUCAAUGACAUGAGAUGUAACAAAGUUCACAAACCUAAGAGCCUGUUAAAUAACACAUCUGACAGACUUCACUUAAUCAUGUAAGCAUUUGACCUCUGCUCUGUCAGCAGUCUCACCAUAACAGAACCGGGUAUUGGGUCACAGCAUUGUGUUUCAGAUAAUGGUAAAAUCUCAUCUAGGCUAUGUGUUGUUUAUAAUAGGCUGUUUUGAGAAGUCAUUAAGAAAACUAUAAUAAUUUAAUCUGAAUAUUAUGUGUCAUUAAAAUGUUUCCAUUACUUUUGUUUAAUAUCAGAUAUUAAAAGUUAUCUUAAUAUGCCUGAUGACUAUCAUAAGUCACACAUUUAUGUUGUUGCUUUAUUAAAUAUACAUACAAAAUAAUUUUUCUCUGAAAAUGUUACAUUCAAAAUUUUCUUUGAUAUGUAAGUUUAUUUUCCUUAUGCCAGGAAGAUGCACCUUACUGUAAGUAGUUGUGGUUUUUUGUUUGUUUUGCUAGAACUAUUUGAUUUUUCUUGAUCUCACAGAGACCUAUUGAAAAACUCAGGAACUGAUAGUUAAAACCAUGAACAGCACAGAUGAGGGUUUUUUUUGUUUGUUUGUUUUGUUUUGUUUUGUUUUUUACAGACAAGAAUCCUAUUUCCUCUUUGAAGAAUAUGUGAAUGUGCUUUUUUUUUUUUUUUUUUCCUUGGGAUAUUAGAAAAGUUCACAUAUUGCCUGUAUCUUUGGUCUAUCCAUCUCUCACAGGCUAGGACUUCUUGUCAUACUUUCUUUCAUUGCAAAAUUGUAGAGUAAAAAAAUAGACCUUUAUACUUAUACUAGAAAGUUUGAAAGUAAUGUGUAAUAAAAAAGGAAAGGGGCAAUUAAAACUGUGUGUGCAAUCAACAUUCACAUAAGAGUAUGCUUAGGUGAGUGCCUGCAAGAGCAUCAUUAAUUCUCUGUUAAUAUCAUUCGUUAAGAUAUUAUUUAUAACUGAAAUACGGCAAUUUCAGCUAAGUAAAUUUGUAAUGGCUUAUUUAAAGUAACCAAACACUUAUUUCAGUUGCAUCUGAUAUUCUUAACACUUUUAAUAAUUAAAAAUAAUUUUUACUAUCUACCAUAACCUAAAACAUAUUCAGUAAUUAUUGAUUUUUUUUUUGACUAAUCAAAUGUUAAUUUGCAUUUCUAUUAAAAGCAUACAAUCUGAAUGGGUGUUUGACAGAGGUAUUUAGCAUCUUAAAGUAAAAUGGCUUUUCAGUACUCUAUUACAAUUAUUAAUGGAACAAAUUAAACCUUAUUGUGUGCAAUAAAAAGGCUCAUUAUCGGUAUGGAAAUAAUGUAGGUUUGUCUUAACUUUCCUAGAGAAGAAAUAACUAGUAUUCUCAAUGGCAUCACUUGAACUUAAACAUUUCCACAGGGAGACAUGUGAAAAAGAUUGUUACUGAAAUAACCAUCUGUGCUGAUUGAUUUGGGAUUUUUUUUUUCAUACUUUUUUCAUUUGUUAAUGAAAUAUUAAUAUCUAAGACUAGUAUUUUACAGGCCUUAAUUGUUAUGACUCCCAAGAUAUUGUGAAAAAAUAAAUAAAAACCAAAUUAUGUGUGAACUUAUUUCUACCCAUUAUAGGCACCAUUAGGUGCCUAUAAUUCAAGGUUCUCAGAAUUCAAACCACUUUCAGUUCCAUUUCCACUUUCCAUAAAUACCUGAUGCAUUACAUUUGUAGAUUAAAUUUCCAUGGAUAAUGUUAGUUUGUCCCAAAUUCAACCAACAUUUUGAUGUCUACUCUUUAAUAAGUCACCUGUAUAGUCAAUGAAAAUAACUGUUUCCAGAGAGUGAUUCGUUGUAAUUUAAAAUAGCUGAUAAGUUAAAUUAGUUUAGAAAAAUUCUACUCCAAUGUAAUGUGGUAACACAAAUCCACUGUAUAUCACCAGUGAGGAUCAGUUUGACAUUUGUAUCAAACAUUAACUCCAGAUUCCAGAGUGAGAUAUUAAAAGGCAUGAGCAAUUUCAUAUUCAUGAGAUAUCUUUCUUUCUCUAUAAUCAAACGCCAAACUUUGAGUUUUCAUUUAAAAAAAAUAGCAUAACUGUGGGCACGGAAAUGAGUUAUGGUGGUGUUCUUUAAGAGUUACAGGAGCCCAUUAGCAUAUGUUUUAUUAUUAGUGUUUGUCAAGAAUGGAAAAUUUCAAAAAACUUUUGAGCCUAGAUAUUAGAAAGCCAUAACCAGGCUGAUUCACGAGUUGUAUCUUCACCAUAAUUCUUUUAAUUUAUUUGAGGCAAUAAACAUGAACACUUCUUGAAGACAAAAUAAAAUGUAAAUUUUAAAUUAAUUGGAAAAUUGCAUGAAUCUGCAUUUAUUAUUGAAGAGUUAAAAUGUAUAAAUGAGCUGCAAGUGAUUUUGCCAUUCAUUGGUGAACUGAACUACUUUUUUCUGAAUGGUUUUGUUUACAUUUUACCAACUCCCAUUUUCACAGCCAGGUCCUGUUAAUGUAUAUCUGUAAAUUUCUUUUAAGGUUAAAAACAUAUCUGUGCUAUUAUGGAUGAUAUACUACUGCUUAUAGAUGAAGGAACUUCUAGAAUAACAUUAUCCAAAAUCAUACUAAACAAUAAGGGACAUCAGGGUUAAAAAUCAUAAAGCUAAAGCAGUCUAAGACUUGUUAACUAUGGUCAGGAUUCUCAGCCAGAUUUGCUUACGCUUUAUCAAUACAGGUCAUCUGUGUGCUUGGGUACCGAUAUCAAACGCAAUAACCCCCAUUGCCUUAUGUAACUAAGUAUCUUUUUAUAUAUUUAAGUAUAGUAUUUAUAAAGAAAAAUCCUUCCUUAUGCUUCAAUUUCUAUGUUUUCCAGAAUACAUGGAUUAUUUUGUUCCUCGAGUUUCUUUCAUCAGACAACAUACAGUGCAUUCACUGUAAGAAUAUGAAAUUAAUUUAUUGAAAGUUUGCAAAACAAAACAAAAAAUCCAUAUACAUGGCAUGUUGAUGUAGAAGAAAAAUGACUUUGUUGUCCAGUUUCAUCCAGUAAUAUUUUUGCAUAAUAUUUAGUUGAAUCCUAUUAGAAAUUAAUGAAAUAGGACAAUGAUAGAAAAAAUUACAUCAAUUGAAUUUGUAUACAUAAGAGGUUUACUGAAAUUAAACAUAAUGAAAAAUACCAAAGAGAAAAAAGAUAGAAAGUUCAGUAGUCAAUCUGCUUUCAUAGCACUUUUCUAUCAUACUGCAAAAGCGGUAUACAGCAUGUUAAUAAAAUUUAUGUGCAACAAUGAACAAAGCAUGCUUUAUUGCUGUAUUCUUGAGGAAAGGAUAACUCAGAAAGAAAAUAAAAGACUCUAGAAAAAUCAUAUGGUUUCAGCUCUAGAAGGCAUUUUCAAUAUUGCUAGUCUGGUUAACUGCUGACUCAAGUCCUACCCUGCUUUCUUGCUUUUGAUAAGGAUGUGGAAGUGAGGAAGUGAGAGACAGAGAGAAAUGUAACAGUACACUUAGUAAACUGGUGAGCUUGGAUAGAUGACAGGUAGCUAGAUAGUUUUAUCUUCUUUACUCAGACUAAACAAAAUUCUGAAGAGGAAUCAGCAAGUGCUGAUCUACUGCUAACCACACCCCAUGAGCAAAUUUUUUCUAAUGGCAUGCAUUAGGAUUUGUGCAAUGCCAAAAAACUCAAGAGCCUGAAUAUCUUGAAAAGCACAUCUGUGAGACGUAAUACUCCUACUUAUUUCCAAAUAUAGGUAUAGUUCUGCUUCACAUUGCCACUUACUGACAGCAAUUGAUUAAUGGCAGCUCGUCUCUCUAGGAGGCAGCAUCUCCCAAAUAUUCCAAGUUUUGUUCUAUAUGCUUCGAUGUGGUUUAUUGGUUAAAGAGAUAUCAACGGGGCAUGAAUGAAAAACAAACAAACAAACAAACAAAAACCUCUCUGAAGGCUGAUGGCUGAAAGCUAGAAGAGAAUGUACCAUUCCAUUUGAUUACAGGAGUAAAUCCAUCUUUGUACAUAAAAGUUUGCAUCUUCUGACCUGUGACACUUAAAUGACCACACAGAAGUAAAAAAAGUCCUUAAAAAACUGUUUUUUGUCCGAAGUUUGUAAUCUUUUCUCUAAGAAGUAGCCCUUGCUUUGAGACUUUGUAACAUCCAUCACAUAAAGAACAGGAUUAUAUUAAUACAAAUUUCUUGCAGAAAAUUCUGACACAACAUUAUUCAUUUUGAUCCCAAAUCAAAAUCAAGAAAACUUUGAAGUUUUAAUUAAGAAAUGUCCAAGAAUUUUAGCACAUUAAUUUUAAAGAAACAUAUAAACAUUUCCAGAUCUAAGAUGUUUCAUCAUAGCUUAAUAAAAUGACCAAACCACUUUGUUUUGCAUCAGGUCAAUACUAAAUCACACUUAGCAAAUGCAAUUCUUGUUUUCUUGAAGUUGUAGCACAGAAGUCUCAUGUGACAUUUCUCUCAUUAAGCUGAGCUGCUGCUGUUGUAACAAACAGUCCAGUGAUGGGCUUGCUCAAAACUGAGAAUCGGCUACUAAAUGGCUGUGUAGUUUUAGGGGAUGUAAUGCUGUGCUCUGUUGCAACUUGGCAAUAAAGUUAUUAUUUUCUUAAGCUUACUCAAUCUGAGAUGUCUGAACAUUAUGUUUAAAUUUACAGUUGAAAACAAAUUCUGAAACUGAGUACUUCAGCUGAAAUGUGGUUUGGAUGCUCAUCACAGAUAAUUGGGAAAACAUAUUCAUAUCAAGUGAAAAACCCCAAUAGACUUAAAAGGUAACUGCAGAAAAUAUCGAAUGUUUGUGGAAAUUCCUUCUUAUCAAAACUUAGUUCAACAAAAAAACUAACAAAACUAAUAAAGAAGUAGCAGUACCUGGCAACCAGAACAGUAACUCCUUUUUGCAUAUGGCUGGAUAUGACUGCCUAACUCAUAUAACUCUUCUGUCAGUAAUUGAUGGGCUCUAAAAAAAAGAAAAAGUCAGAUUUAAAUUUAAGGGGAUUAUUCAGGGAUUAUUUAAAACAAAAGAAAAGGAAAGAUCAUGCCAGCUUGAGUUCUACCAUUCUGAGUCUCCACACACACAUAUAUUAAAAAAAAAACAAACAACAAAUUACAUAGCAUACAAACAAUAUUCUCAUUACAAGGAAAGAAAGAAGAAUGUUAACAAAAUAGGUAAGUAAGAUAGGAAGAUCAUAACUACUUUAAUGUUAAAGUGUUACUAAAAUGCUUAUGAACACUUAGUUUACUUUUUUUUCUUCCAGGAAACAGUUGGACUACCCUUUUUCCUUCAUGCAACUAUCUUUACUCAUUCUUUAAGUUUUUUGUUGUUUUUGUUGUUCUGUUUUGUUUUGUUUUUUAAUGUUUCUGAAUUGCAAAUUUUGAUUUGAGUUUUGAGUUAAUCUGAUCUGUUGGUUAGUCACGUUCACAUUAGCUGUUCCUCACACUGCUCUCCCUACCCAAACUUCACUGCACUCAUCUGCAGUGAAAUGACAUUUCGGGCAGCCCAUUAAUCCAACUCCAGCACUACAUUUCUUUUACUCUUUCUUCUGUAGUUUCUUCAGAAAAGAGGGAAAGGAAAACACCCUUUCACUUUUAGGCCUUCAUUAACAUGAUUGUACAUGUAGAGAUUAUACAGCAGCUAUGUCUGUAUAAAAUAUCUUUGAGGCUAGCUCUAUCUCUAGAUAGCUUCAAAGUGAAAAACAAAACAAAACACAGUUGCAGGUUCAAUGGCUUAAUUGUAUUACAGCUCCCAGACAUUAAAUCAAAUAUGUGAAGUCUCCUCUAUUCAGUGAGCUUAAAAAAAAAAAAAAAAAAAAAAAAGUCACAAAUAUCUUGAAUCUGAAAGCUGUGGUUUGUACAGAACACAGGUUAGAAAUCUGAGCAGAAAAAAAGACAAGUUGCCCAUGCUGCUGUUUCCUGUUCAUGGUCAAGACUUUCAGGACUCUUGAAAAUUGAGACCUUUCAUUAAAAGUAAAUAUAAGAUCCUUUACAGAUCUGUAUUGUGUCAAAACAAUUUUCUUAGCAUUUUGAAGGAACCAGGAACUUUCCAGUGGUUGUCAUAUUCUCAUAGUUUUAAUGCUGCUCUCACACAGUGACAAUGUGAAAGGUCCAUGGUGCCUGAGGCUCAGGAGGAGAUCAAGAGGAUUACAACACACUUUUGGAUUUAGCAAGAGCAUCCUGAGAUUUUUAAAUUACAUGUAAUUUCUUUUAGCACAUUUGUUAAGAAAAGCCUCUCUUGUUCCAGUGCAGUGUUUCCAAAUGUACAGAUGAGAAAAAGGUCUACAUUUUUUAAAACACCAUUCUGAUAGGAAUGUCCUGCCUGUAUAAAGCAGAGUUCUGUGUUAGGAACCUCUGUAAUCCACUCUAACAGCAGCUAUAUAUAUUAUAUAUAUAUAUACUUAAUUUUUAUUUUUAAGUCAUUUAUUAUAGGGAAGUAGUUUCCAUGGGAGGCAGUACCAUGGUAUCAUACUCUGUUCUCCAGAUCAUUUAGAUUAUUAUAUAGUGGUUAACAUAGUAUUGUGGUAUUGAUAAUAGCAACACUAAGACACUUUUUGUCACAGUCAUGUUGAAAUAUCUGUACUGAUGGUAUUACUAUUCCAAAUACAAAUAACAUUGGAGAAACUGUUCUGGAAGUGUAGGCUUCUCAAUAAAUCCCUCUGUAUUAGAUUCCAGUAAGUUGUUCCUACUGUUUCUUUUCAGCCACAGACUAAAAAGUGGGUGUAAACAUAUGGACAUUUUUUUUUUGGGGGGGGGGGGGUAAGAAUUAUGAUCAAGGGCUUUGGGGCCAGCCUUUCUAUAUAGCUGAGAAGCAGAGCCCACAUUACUGACCACCUUAUGAUUACUGUUGUCCAGUGACAGAAUCUGACAUAUGGGGAUAACUUGAUUUUUAACUCUCUUGAAUUUAAGAAUCUUAGAUCAAUUUUAAGUGUCUGGUAGAUCAGGUGAAUAUGAUCCAUAGUUCCUGUGGAUAUGAGUAACUUUUCAAAGACACAUUGCAAAUAUAAAAGAACAUCACAGCCAUAUUUCAUGUUUUAAACACAUAUUGCGAAGUUGUCUGUAGUACCACUGAUCUAGCAUCCAAUGCUAUCACUAAAAUACCAUCUAAAAAUUCUGUGCCCAAAAUAAAUACACUUUUGAGUACUCUCGGUGCUCCAGCUUUCUAUUUUCAUCUGGUGUUUUGAUUAGUAAAUUCAUAAUAUUUUUGAGUGACAUAGCAAAAUCUCUAAAGAAAUGAAUAGUUCUGUCUGUGGAGCCUUCAGCACAGAUGUGUGUAAAUAAGGUCCCUGGCAUAAGGCGAACACUUGGAAUCUAAAAAAAAAAAAAGAAAAAAAAAAGAGGUAGGCACUCAUUAAUUUAACAUUACCCAGCCUGAGUACUGCAGUGUGUGUUCCAUGGAAAGAAAUGUGAUCGGUGAUUUGAGUAGUGUACUGUGCACAAGAAUAUCAAAUUUAAGCUGCAUGGUUAAUGCUCUGAGAAUAACAUUAAAAAUAAUUUUAUUAGAGUAUUGCAUGAAUAUUAUUUUCUGCAAAGAUUACUUUCUGUGUGAAUAGUGAAAUCUGAAAAGUGCAUGCAUACAAACAUGGAAAAUAAGGGUCGUCAGUUUUCUACUUUUUUAAUACAGUCUCAACUCAUGAUUGCACUCAGUGCCUCUGGCAGCUGCCAUGGUGGCCGGCUGUUAUGGGGAUCGGGAAUUCUGGCCAGCAAGCAAAGCUGCUCACCAGGUCCCAGCUGGGCACUGAUAUCUGCUGCCUGCCUGGGGACCACUGCUACCUCUCAGGCAACAGCUUUGGUAGAUGGCCGCCCCUGAUAAAGCUGCCAGUAAGCUUUCACUGCACAUCACUGCGCGUAGGACCCCGUGCGUUGGUGUCCGACGUGCCCGAUACCGCGUCCUGCCACGCCGCCUCCGGCACCGGCACCAAAAUGGCGUUGGAGCGCGCUCACCGGCACGCGGCGCUGCGGGUGAGAAGGACUACGUUUCCCAGGAGCCUCCGCGGCGUGGGGCGCUGCGAUUGGCCCCGGUCCGCAUCCAAUCGGCGGAAGGAGAAUCUUCUGGCUGAGAAGGUGGAACAGCUAAUGGAGUGGAGCUCAAGGCGCUCGGUCAUCCGCAUGAAUGGAGACAAAUUUCGAAGAUUUGUGAAGGCUCCACCUCGUAACUACUCUGUGAUAGUGAUGUUCACUGCUCUCCAGCCACAGCGGCAGUGCUCUGUUUGCAGGCAAGCUAAUGAAGAAUACCAAGUUCUGGCUAAUUCAUGGCGCUACUCAUCUGCUUUUUCAAACAAGCUGUUUUUCACAAUAGUGGAUUAUGAUGAAGGGGCGGAUGUUUUUCAACAGCUGAAUAUGAACUCUGCUCCGACUUUCAUGCAUUUUCCUCCAAAAGGUAAACCCAAGAGAGCUGACACAUUUGACCUGCAGAGAAUCGGAUUUGCGGCUGAACAGCUAGCGAAAUGGAUAGCUGACAGAACAGAUGUUCAUAUUAGAGUGUUCAGGCCUCCAAACUAUUCUGGUACAAUUGCUCUGGCUCUUCUGGUAUCUCUUGUUGGUGGAUUGUUAUAUCUACGAAGAAAUAAUUUAGAAUUCAUCUACAACAAAACUGGCUGGGCCAUGGCAGCUCUGUGUGUUGUAUUUGCUAUGACAUCUGGUCAGAUGUGGAAUCACAUCCGUGGACCUCCGUACGCUCAUAAAAAUCCUCAGAAUGGACAAGUGAGUUACAUACAUGGAAGCAGUCAGGCUCAGUUUGUUGCUGAAUCACACAUCAUUCUUCUACUGAAUGCUGCUAUCACCAUGGGAAUGGUACUCCUGAAUGAAGCUGCUACCUCCAAAGGGGAUGUUGGGAAGAGGAGAAUAAUAUGCCUGGUAGGCCUCGGUCUGGUGGUCUUUUUCUUCAGCUUCCUGUUGUCCAUAUUCCGCUCCAAAUACCAUGGCUACCCAUACAGCUUCUUAAUUAAGUAAAUUCAAGAGAGAUUCAUUUAGAGCUGCUUACCAUGAAGUUAACGUCAGUACCUGCUUAUCUGCCCACCACUGUUAAACGUAUUCAGGACUAUUUUGUUGGCUCAUCUGUUUCUGUGAUAAUUUAUAUAGUAUGCUGAUAGAGAAAUGAAUGCAGUUUUAUGCAAUGGAUGCUUAAUUUAUAGAUAUAUACCAUAAAAAUCUCAUUGGGAGUACUGAAAUGUUAUGUAUACUCUGUGCUCAAGAAUUUGAAUAAACUUCAUUAUAAUGGG